Messenger RNA from Dipodomys spectabilis (banner-tailed kangaroo rat), 1165 nucleotides. RefSeq names its product aldo-keto reductase family 1 member A1 (gene Akr1a1). The record is from RefSeq and is a predicted model, not a curated record. NCBI's taxonomy places the organism in Eukaryota, Metazoa, Chordata, Mammalia, Rodentia, Heteromyidae. Gene Ontology annotation, biological process: aldehyde catabolic process. Gene Ontology annotation, cellular component: cytosol. The transcript is spliced from 9 exons. Bases 107 to 1084 code for a protein of 325 amino acids. Gene Ontology annotation, molecular function: aldose reductase (NADPH) activity.
GCUUCCUCUUCACCGCCAGACUUAAGCCGAGGGCCUUCCACUCACUAUCUCCCAGCUCAUUUUAGGCCGAACGGAGCAGUCCACACUGUGCAAGCGCCAAGGUGAUAUGUCAGCUUCCUGUGUCCUCCUGCACACUGGGCAGAAGAUGCCCUUGAUUGGUCUAGGCACCUGGAAGAGUGAGCCUGGCCAGGUAAAAGCAGCCAUUAACUAUGCCUUAAGUGUAGGCUACCGCCACAUUGACUGUGCUACUGUCUACGGCAAUGAGAGUGAGAUUGGGGAGGCCCUGAAGGAGACUGUGGGACCAGGCAAGCCAGUCUCUCGGGAGGAGCUGUUUGUGACAUCUAAGCUGUGGAACACCAAGCACCACCCUGAGGAUGUGGAGGGUGCCCUUCGGAAGACACUGGCUGACCUCCAGCUGGAGUAUCUGGACCUGUAUCUGAUUCACUGGCCUUAUGCCUUUGAGCGAGGAGACAACCUCUUCCCCAAGAAUGAUGAUGGGACGAUGCGCUAUGACUCCAUCCACUACAAGGAGACCUGGAAGGCACUGGAGGCACUGGUGGCAAAGGGGCUGGUGCGAGCACUGGGCCUGUCAAAUUUCAGCAGUCGGCAGAUAGAUGAUGUACUUAGUGUGGCUUCUGUACGCCCUGCUGUGUUACAGGUGGAAUGCCACCCAUACCUGGCUCAGAAUGAGCUUAUUGCCCACUGCCAAGCACGCGGCCUGGAGGUGACUGCUUAUAGCCCUUUGGGUUCCUCUGAUCGGGCUUGGCGACAUCCUGAUGAGCCUGUCUUGCUUGAGGAUCCGGUAGUCCUGGCACUGGCUGAAAAGUAUGGCAGAUCUCCAGCUCAGAUCUUGCUCAGGUGGCAGGUCCAGCGGAAAGUGAUUUGCAUCCCUAAAAGUAUCACUCCUUCUCGUAUCCUUCAGAAUAUCCAGGUGUUUGACUUCACCUUUAGCCCAGAAGAUAUGAAGCAGCUAGAUGCCCUGAACAAAAAUUGGCGAUAUAUUGUGCCCAUGAUUACGGUGGAUGGGAAGAGGGUUCCAAGAGAUGCAGGACACUGUCUGUAUCCCUUUAAUGACCCUUACUGAGCUUGGCUUACCUCCCAGUUUUCCAGCUAAGUAACUGCCUGCCACUCCCAGAAAAAGGGAGUCAAUAAAGCCAUUGGAACA